Messenger RNA from Carlito syrichta (Philippine tarsier), 2204 nucleotides. It is a transcript of the gene ASTE1, whose product is annotated as asteroid homolog 1. The coding region runs from base 1 to 2061 and encodes 686 amino acids. Lineage: Eukaryota; Metazoa; Chordata; Mammalia; Primates; Tarsiidae. The transcript is spliced from 4 exons. Gene Ontology annotation, molecular function: nuclease activity. The record is from RefSeq and is a predicted model, not a curated record.
AUGGGUAUCCGAGGCCUCAUGAGUUUUGUGGAAGAUCACAGCAACGAGUUCUUCACUGACUUAAAGUUGCGGGACACAAAACUCAUCAUCGACGGCUAUGCUCUUUUCCACCGACUCUGCUUCAAUUCGGACUUGGAGCUGCGGUGCGGGGGGGACUAUGAUUCCUUUGCAGAGGUGGUGCAAAAGUUCUUUGAGUCGCUGUUCGCCUGUGACAUAUGCCCCUACGUUGUCCUGGAUGGCGGCUGUGACAUUUCCGACAAAAAGCUCACAACCUUGAAGGAUCGGGCGCGAGAGAAGAUCCAGGCGGCCCAUGCCCUGUCCACCGGCGGGGGUGGGUGUGUGUGCCCCUUGCUGGCCCGCGAGGUGUUCAUUCAGGUCUUGGUCAGGCUGCGGGUGCAGUUCGUGCAGUGCUUCUCGGAAGCAGACCGGGACAUCAUGACACUCGCCAACCACUGGGGCUGCCCCGUCCUGUCGUCAGACAGCGACUUCUGCGUCUUUGACCUGAAGACGGGGUUCUGCCCCUUCGACGGCUUUCAGUGGAGGAGCCCGGCCACGGCGGGGGGCGCGCGCAGCUACCUCCCGGCCAGGUGCUUCUCCCUGGAUGCGUUCUGCCGUCGCUUCGGCAACAUGGACCGGGCUCUGCUGCCCCUCUUCGCCGUGCUGUGCGGGAACGACCACGUCUGCCUGCCCGUCGUGGAGACCUUCCUGAGCAAGGCCUGCCUGCCCCUCGGGGCCGCCGCCAGGCGGGGGCGGCACCGCCGGGUCCUGGGACUCCUCAACUGGCUGUCCCGCUUUGCCGACGCCGCGGCGGCACUGGAACAGGUUCUGGAGCACCUCCCGGAGAAGGGCCGCGAGCAGGUCCGGGAGCUCCUCUGCCGGUCCAUGGAAGAGUACCAGCAGUCGCCGGUCAGGCUGCAGGACUUCUUCCGGGACGGCGCGUGCGUCUGCCCGGACGCCCUGGGCCAGGCCUUGCCUCCGUGGGUGCGGGUGGCCCUCGCCAGAGGCCAGCUGUCUCCUUUCGUCAGCGACGCGCUGCUCCUGCGACGGACCUUGCUGCACACGCAGGUGGAAGACUUGCAGCGGCCCAGUGCCCACAGGGCAGCCCAGCCCAUCCGGCAGGUCCUCUACGGGCUUCUGUCUGGGGCUUCGCCGCACCCGGAACGUGCGUCCUGGAGCACGUCGCCCCCGCAGCCCCGCGCCUUCAGGGAGGUGGAGAGGGUGGGCAAAAGCAUCAGAACGGCCGUCGUCGACGCGGCAAAACUGCCCGAGGACUGUUCUGACUUGAGCAGCUUGGCUGAGCUGCCCCCGGGCCGGCGGCAGAGGCUGCUGCUGGAGGCCCUGAGGGUGAAGCCGGAGGUGCUGGAGCCCGUCCCAGCCACGCUGAAGCUGCCCGUCGCCGUCAGCUGCUACUGGCUGCAGCAGGCUGACGUCCGCGUCCAGCUGCGCCACCUGCAGGCCCUGCUGCUGGGGAUGCUCGCGGGGGCCCCGCACGCUGGCAGCAGCCCGGGGACGGCCGAGCUGCGGGAAGGCGGCACCAGGACGCUGAAGGACGUGCUCCAGCGCGUGCGGGCACAGCGGGGCGCCAGGUUGGACCUGGACGCGGCUCACGCCUUCAGCCAGUGGCAGUGCUGCCUCCAGAUGGGCGUGUACCUCAACCAGCUACUGGGCAACCCGCUCCCGGAGCCGGAGCUCGCUGGACUGUACAGCGGAAGCCUGGUACACGGGCUGUGCCAACAGCUGCGGGCACCGGGCGCCGUGGAGAGUCUCCUGAGCGUGUGUCCCGAGGCUGAGCGUCUGUACAAGCAGCUGUUGGAUGCCACAAGGCCGUACGCCCCUGCUGAGUUGUUCCUCCCCAAAGGAAAGUCCAACUCAAAAAAGAAAAGGCGGAAGAAACAGAACACCAGCUGCGGGCAAAACUGGGCAGGCAGGGCCUCGCGCCCCAGGCUUUGGCAUGAAGGCGGCAACCGCUUCGGGCCACUGAUGGCGGCAAGCCUGCAAGGGCACCCUGAGGCCUCCGACCUGGAGCCCGCUCAGGUGGCGUCAGACGAGACACGGCUCUGACCCCAGACCCGCCUGUGACCUCCCUUGAAUGCAUAACUUUCCUCUCUAGGGCUAACAUGUUGGGGGGAACACAGCAAAAGAUGAUCUUAAUUCCAGGGCAUUUUGUAUGCAGCUCCUAAUAAAUGCAGUUUCUGUAUUUCUUA